AUGGCGAGCCAGCGUACUGCCCCAACAUUGCGACAUGUUCUCUGCCAGCAGAAGCCGACCAUACGCUGCAAGUCAAAGCUCAACAGAAACAGCCGUAACGCAUUUUGGCCAGAGUUAGACGUUGUCACCAUCUGGCGCGACUUUAACCUGGCAAAUCUCAAUGAAAGUUACGGUCAUAUCCUUGACGCUGAUGAUCCACAACAUCCGUUGGACUUGCCUCAGGUCGAGAUACUACAGGGAGUUGAGACCAAGGUAGACAGGGAUAUCGGACACUUGAUCGGCUGGAAUGAUGCUUUAAUGCAGCAGACACUCCCAGUCGCCAAGACACGCCUUGGAAUCUGCCAAGAGAGUAAUCUCACGUACCGUUACUCGACUCCUGAUAAGUCGUUUAUUGCGAGGUUACCCAAUGCGCGUAGUGCCUCUCAAGUGGCCCAUGUUAUCGGGCUCGAUAACCCCUUGGAACCCGUUCUUGUCGUUGGCCUUGAGAGAUUAUCCUCGAAGUGGACAAGUAUGAAACUCCUGGCUAAGCUCCCAGAGCCAAUAGGGGAGAUAACUUUGCCAGUACGACAGCUGGGUCACUUAUGUCAAAUCUCCGGAACCCGUUAUGGGUACAUUCAGACUGAAGAAGAGCUAGUUGCAUGCUGCUUCUCUGACUCUGACGCUGGCAACGAGAGAAACUUGACGGUAGCAAUCAUGCCGAUCCCAUGGACCAAGCAUGGCCUCAAUAUGCUCACCACGGAACUUGCUCUGUGGUGGCUCUGUAUGAUUGCAAUGUCUCCCAAUCACAGCCGCCGUAUUCAAAAGGAGCAAGACAUGGUCAAGAUCAACGAAUGGGAGUGCCUUCGUCAUGAUGCGGGUACUAUCGUGAUGCGGCAUCAAUACUCGAACUUUGAGAAGUCAAUGAACGGGGCGACCCCUUCCAUUGCCUUUACAAACCUGGGUCCUACAAGCCCAGGAGUUGUCGUCAACCAGGAUCUUGUCUUCACACCCCAGGGCCCUACAAGCCCAGGAGUUGUCAUCAACCAGGAUCACUCGGCAGACUCUGUCGAGCCGAAGGAUCCAAACAACCUACACAGUCCAGCAGCGCUGGAGAAUUGGGACUGCUUGAGCAACUCUGCUGACCCGAAUGCAUGGUACAACAUGGAUAAUUGGGUCAAUUUCAGCAUCCCGAACAGCCCGAACAUGUUGAGUAUGAAUCGUGUUUCCGAUUCCGACUCCAAUCACAACACCAAGCAUCAGUAG
Molecule: messenger RNA, 1242 nt
Organism: Metarhizium acridum CQMa 102
Lineage: Eukaryota; Fungi; Ascomycota; Sordariomycetes; Hypocreales; Clavicipitaceae
Source: RefSeq, a predicted model, not a curated record